GAUAGUUUAUGCUUGCUUUUCUAUUUUGUUUAUUUUCAGGGUGGCGGAGAUUACGAGGAUUUGAGAUUAAGACAAGUUCUAGUGGCCAGUGUAAUCAAGCAGGACCUCAAUCAUCUACAUCAUGUUAUAAAGAUAGAACAUCAACAACACAGUCUGUUUAUACUGUAACUGGAUGUAAUCAACCUUCAUCUGCAUCAUUUUCUGGUAGAACUGUCUAUGUUUCAACCCCUAACAAGCCUUUAACAUUGUGUGAAGUUGAAAUAUUUGCAGAUCAAGCACGAUGUAAUACUGGAUACUACAGUAUAUCACGUUCUACAUGUCAACCAUGUAAUAAAUGUUAUAAUAAUACAUGUGAUCCUACAACUGGUGUUUGUACUGGAGAUUGUAAAACAGGUUUUUAUGGUACAAAAUGUCAACAGAACUGUAGUGAUGGUUGCUUAAACAAUCGAUGUUCUAAAUCUGAUGGUAGAUGCAAUGACUGUAAACCUGAUACAGUUGGUCAAUACUGUAACCGUACAUGUGGUGCAGAAUGUCAACCACGAUCAGACCAGACCACGACCACAUGUGAUAGAAAUGGUAGAUGUACUAACUGUAUGGUAGGAAGACAUGGCGAUAAAUGUGAUAUGAGCUGUAAUACAGGAUGUGAUGGUCGAUGUGAUAGAAAUGAUGGUAAAUGUACAUCUUGUAUUAAAGGUAAAACUGGAGACAGAUGUGAUAUCAACUGUAAUGAUAAUUGUACGUCUUGUAAUCAGGGUAGUGCUGACUCCUGUACUGAAUGUAAAGAUGGAAGAUGGGGAUCAUCAUGUAAUAAACUAUGUAAUACUAAUUGUAAACCAGUAGUAGGUACAACUGUUGGUAAAUGUGAUCAGAUGACACGAACUUGUAUAAAUGGAUGUUUACCUGGUAAAAUAGGAUUAAACUGUACAUCAGAUUGUGAAGCAGGUCGUUAUGGUGAAAACUGUACCAGUAAAUGUGGUAACUGUGUUGAUGAAACACCAUGUGAUAUAAUUACUGGUAGUUGUGGACUUGUUGGCUGUGUUGAUGGUUUCCAAGGUCCAACUUGUAAAGAUGUACAAACCCCACAAGAACCAGACGAUUACACGACAAUAAUAGCUGCUGUAGUAUCAGCUGUGGUUGCAAUUAUUAUCGCUUCUGUUGUUAUCUUUCUAGUCCUAAAAUGCAGAAGGCGUCAAAAAUCAAGAGAAUCGGACCAAGUAUUGGCGAAUGAUAUACCAAUGAAAGCUAAAACAGAUGCAUCAAGACCUUCAGAAAAACAACUUAAAGUGGAAGAGAAGCCUAUUGAGAGUGGUAAUACAUAUGUUAAUCCAUUGGGCUCUUCCAACAAAGAAGAAGUCGGUGAACGAUCAACACAAGUUUAUGUAAACGUUGAUGAACCAAGUGAACCGUCUACGCGUGUUAAAUUGACCAAUCUGCUGCCAUAUAUCAAAUCCAGAAAAAAAGAAAAAACCUUCAAAACUGAAUAUCAGACUCUUCCAAGUGGACUAUGUUCAGCAUAUGAUUAUUGUAUGAAUGCUGUUAAUAAGCCUAAAAAUAGAUAUAAAAACAUAUGUGCUUUUGAUCAUUCACGAGUUAAACUGGAUAUAGAAAACGAUGACCCUAAUUCUGAUUACAUCAAUGCUUGUUAUAUAACUGUAAGUUAUUAGUUAUUUACUAGCUAGGUAUGCUUAAUGGGCCUGGCUACCCAC
Patella vulgata (common limpet) is the source of this 1706-nucleotide messenger RNA. Its product is annotated as multiple epidermal growth factor-like domains protein 10. Gene Ontology annotation, molecular function: protein tyrosine phosphatase activity; scavenger receptor activity. The coding region runs from base 9 to 1664 and encodes 551 amino acids. NCBI's taxonomy places the organism in Eukaryota, Metazoa, Mollusca, Gastropoda, Patellidae. The transcript is spliced from 8 exons. The record is from RefSeq and is a predicted model, not a curated record. Gene Ontology annotation, biological process: protein dephosphorylation.